Microstroma glucosiphilum is the source of this 330-nucleotide messenger RNA. RefSeq names its product putative Rpc11-DNA-directed RNA polymerase III subunit C11. Gene Ontology annotation, biological process: termination of RNA polymerase III transcription; DNA-templated transcription. The transcript has 2 exons. The record is from RefSeq and is a predicted model, not a curated record. The coding region runs from base 1 to 330 and encodes 109 amino acids. Gene Ontology annotation, molecular function: zinc ion binding; DNA-directed RNA polymerase activity; nucleic acid binding. NCBI's taxonomy places the organism in Eukaryota, Fungi, Basidiomycota, Exobasidiomycetes, Microstromatales, Microstromataceae. Gene Ontology annotation, cellular component: RNA polymerase III complex.
AUGCUCUUCUGUCCGACCUGCGCGAAUAUCCUCCUCAUUGGACAUGAUGAUUCUGGUCGGAAUGAAUGGGUUUGUCCUACCUGCCCUUAUCACUUUCCCAUCACGAAGCAGAUCACAAAGAGGACACAACUUCGCAGGAAGGAAGUGGACGACGUGAUGGGUGGAGAGGAUAGCUGGAAGAACGUAGACUCCACGGACACGCCCUGCCCGAAGUGCGAGAAUCCGAGAGCGUUCUUCAUGCAGCUGCAGAUUCGAUCAGCCGACGAGCCUAUGACGACCUUCUACCGAUGUACAGAUGCCAAGUGUGCAAAUCAAUGGAAAGAGGGAUGA